Molecule: messenger RNA, 2066 nt
Organism: Anolis sagrei ordinatus
Lineage: Eukaryota; Metazoa; Chordata; Lepidosauria; Squamata; Anolidae
Gene: C2H3orf18
Product: chromosome 2 C3orf18 homolog
Source: RefSeq, a predicted model, not a curated record
CCAGGCAAAGGGGAGCCCAAAGCCGAACCUCCAGAAGGGCGGCGAGGGGAGGGGACCGGGAUCCUCCUCCUCCUCCUCCUCCUCCUCUUGCUGGAGCAUCCAUCCUCUUCUUCCCGGGGAGACACAAUGGCCAGCCGGAGCCGGGCGGCAGCAGCAUCAGCACCCACUUCCGAGGCUCCUCCGGCGCAGGUCAGCCGGACUUCAGUUCAGAAGAAUCAUUAAAAAUGCAAACAAUCAGAAAGGGCUUAACCAUCAAGAUUUGUGACUGAAAAGGAAUUGUGAGACCUUCAUAGCUGAAAGCUUUUGUCAUUCAAUACGUCAGUGAAAUAGAAAACAGGACAGAAAACACUUGCCCAAGAUGAAUUUCAGCACAUCCACUGUGAACACUUUGUACCAUGGCAGUACUGCCACUCCUGAACCAGACCGAGGAACAACUGUAGAUGCAACUGGCUCAGAAACGGCUACCAUAACACCUGAAACCAGCAGCUUUAAUAGCACCAAAAUCCCCGAUGUUGCCAGCAAUAGUCCUGGCAUGGGGACCAUGCUGCUCUCUUUUGGCAUAAUCACUGUGAUUGGUCUGGCUGUUGCAAUGGUUUUGUAUAUCAGGAAGAGGAAACGAUUGGAAAAACUACGACACCAGCUGAUGCCCAUGUACAACUUUGAUCCUGCUGAAGAACAGGAUGAGCUGGAGCAAGAGUUGCUGGAACAUGGCAAAGAUGCUGCUUCUGUGCAGGCCUCUCAGAACAAGCCCAGCCAGCAUGGACAAGAAGAGCCGACAAACCCAGGAGUGCUCCAGAGACCUAGUCGCCUUGUGUUCACAGAUGUUGCAAACGCCAUCAACGCAUGAACAUUUCUUUCUCAACCUGAGACAUGAGAGGAGGAUACCAACCAAAUAGCAACUUCACAUGGAUAGUGACCUUCGAUUCUAGCUGGGAGAAAUAGCUGAGAACCAAUAUAUUUCAGGACCGUGAAGACUGUUGGUACUUCUGUUGCCAUCCAAGUGCCCCACAUGUCUGUGCUCUACGUUUUAUUGGUAACGGUGAUACCAAACAGUGUGCAAUAGAAGAUGUAAGGGUAAUUGUAGAUAAAAUGGUCAGAAUAUAUAUAUAUAUAUUGUGGCGGACGUGGGUUGGAAGCUAGAGCAUCACUUUCUAAGGCUUUUCUCCCUUGGGUUGUUGUGAGAGAACCCUAACUCCAGAGUUCUGCAGGCAGACCUAAGCCAAUCUAUGCAGUAUAUUUUUGGCUUCUACUGCCAAUUAUUUGGGUGUAACGUCUUGGAGCUGGAAGCCUGAACAAUCGUUUGCCAUGUUAUGGCAAACAUAAAAUAUCAUCCUAGAACAUCUGCUGGGUCACCUAGUUGUUCCAUUUCAUGUUCUUCAUGUACAUAGAAGCUGAACAUGAUCCUUCUCAUUGAUUCUGCCAACACAGGUGUUCUGCUAGUUACUCUUAGAGUAGUGAUAAUUGUGGGAGAUGGUGCUGUUGAUGGUGAUCAGUAUGGCUUGUAUGUGUGUUGGAAGUGAUUUAUUCAUCCAAACCAUCACCUCCUCUGAGCAUUCAUUGAUACUGCAAGCAGGAGAGUCUUACAGUAGGAGCAGAAAUACUAGCAUAGAUUUCAAGGCCAAUAAUCAGAUUCUUCUUCAGCCAAAGACAGGGAGUCUCGGUUGAAGGGCCAUCAUUUUGGAAGAAUACUGUGUACACAUGCAUGCUCUCAUAUACAUGUAACAAUCAGAAACUGGUUCUUUAUAUGGAACAGGUUAAAAAUCUGACCUUGACUUGUUGACUAUUAGUCAUCCACAUUCAAAACAUUUUAUUUUUAUUUAUUUGUUUUGUUUUGACCAUUUUAAAGUAGAUAAGAACAAGCCAAGCCAAGUAAAACAAAACAAAAAGUCAGGGUAAUGUUAUAUUUCUAAGUUGAUAAGGGUACAUGGGUGGGUUGUCUAAUUUUCCAGGCUUUAAAAAAAAUCCAAUAUUUGGUUACUAUUUAAAGCCAGAUGUAUUUAAAGAAAGUUUUCAUUGUGAACUAGGUUCCAUCACUUUAAAAUUGCACAUUUAAUGUUGCUUUCCAA